Molecule: messenger RNA, 1518 nt
Organism: Chaetomium fimeti
Lineage: Eukaryota; Fungi; Ascomycota; Sordariomycetes; Sordariales; Chaetomiaceae
Exons: 2
Coding region: 88-1518 (476 amino acids)
Source: RefSeq, a predicted model, not a curated record
CUGGAUCAGGCGUAUGGGUGCGGCACUUACUACCCCCCUUUCUCACCCAGACCGACUGAGAUCGUCGAUCUCCAGGAAUGUCCUCAGAUGCUCCUGGGCCGCCCGGGGAGCGGGAGCGGGGAUGACCUGUGCAACCAGAGUAAUUGGAUCACCACUGGCAGCACCAUAGCGAAGAGUACCGCAUACAGUGCCUGCCCGGAGGGUAUGACGGGCGUAAGUUCCGACACAACAACAUAUAACGACAUUACCGUCGAGAACACAGUCUGCUGCCCCACCGCCUACGACUUCUUCAACGCCGACUACAAGCCCACUACUUUGCCCACCGUCGUUGACGGCACGACGUACCCUGUGACAUAUCAGACGUCGAACGCGUAUUGCAAGGCGACUUCCAUCAAGCAGUUCUCGGGCCAAAAGGUGACGGCGACCGUCGUAGCCUCCCCCACACCCACCACGACCGAGGUGGAAUGGGACUACGAACACGGCUACCUCCUCGCGCCAGCAGCUGCCCGAAUCCAAAAGUACAUCUACACGAACGGACAUGGCACGAUCGCGAGCUGCUUCGGUUCCACUCACUGCUCCGUAAACACCAACCCGAUCGAACCGCGGCCGACCUACGCCCCGUACGGCACUUACGUCCCACCACCCGUGACGUCGGUCGCCCGGUUCACCCCCGCCGCCUCCUGCCUCGCAGAAUCCAAUCUAUGGCUCGUAUCGGACCGAUGCUCCCUCACCACCGCACCCCGAGAGCCCCCCUGGCUCCAAUGCACGCACACGGUAGCCGGCGACCCCGACCCCGGCCGCGCGGACUGCUACCCGGGCGCGUCCACCGUGAUCAGCGGCACGCCCACCUACUACACGGGCUGCCCGGCCGGGUACACGACCGUCAGCACCACGCGAUCCUUCCCCUGGACCACGGCCGGCGAGCCGGCGUCGGCCGAAGCCAGGCGCGUGACCUGCUGCCCGUCCGCCCUCCACGGCGACAUGACCUUCACGCACACGUCGCCCGGGUGGAGGUCCACGACCGUCCACGACGGCACGACCCACACCGUCAGCAGCCGCCGGACCCCGCCCUACUGCGUCGCCAGAGCGGCCGUCCCGCAGGCCGACGACGACCGGACCGUCACGCUGGGCCUGUACUGGAACGGGCCCGACGAAGGGCGCGGCCGCACGUACGACGGCUCGUCCGAGGUCGUGUGGCAGGCGGGCGCCGACCUGACCGUCUACGCGCACCCGGUCACUGUCCGUUCGACCGUGUUCCACGGAACGCAUACCUGCUUUGACGCGGCGGAGUGUAGAAGGUAUUUUACGUAUUCGAUUAGCAAUACCAUGGGGUCGGGGGUUGUGGUGGCGACACCGACGCCGACGGGGGGUGGUGGUGGUGAGGGUGAGGCGGCGUCGUCUUCGUCGACUGGUGGUGCGGUGGCGGCGGUGGCGAGGGGGGAUGGGCGGGUUGGGCUGGUGAGCGUGGUGGUUGUUGUGACGGUUAUUGUGAAUGUGGCUCUCGGGGGGUUGGUCUGA